GCCCUACGUGCAAAGAGAACCGUCGAGCAACAAUACGAGGAAUCGGUUAGCCGUAUCAACGAGCUAACCACUAUAAACGCGAAUAUCGUCACAUCAAAAGCGAAACUUGAACAAGAGCUAUCUACUCUGGCUGGCGAUUACGAGGAAGUGACUAAGGAGCUGAGAGUGAGCGACGAGAGAUACCAACGGGUACAAACUGAACUGAAACAUACCGUUGAGAUUUUGCACGAGGAACAAGAGCGUAUCGUAAAGAUCGAGGCCAUUAAGAAAUCCCUCGAAAUCGAAGUGAAAAACCUAUCCGUGAGAUUGGAGGAAGUCGAAGCAAACGCUAUCGUUGGUGGUAAGCGUAUCAUCAGCAAACUCGAGGCUAGGAUUCGCGACUUGGAGCUAGAACUCGACGAAGAGAAGCGCCGACACUCCGAAACCGUGAAGAUUCUUCGCAAGAAAGAGCGCAACAUCAAGGAGGUGAUGAUCCAGGUUGAGGAGGAUGCGAAGAAUAUCGCAUUGUUGCAAGAAUCGUUGGACAAAGCGUCCCAAAAAGUGAAUCUCUACAAGAGGCAAUUGCAAGAGCAAGAGGGCAUGUCCCAACAGAGCGUGACCAGGGUCCGCCGAUUCCAAAGAGAACUGGAAGCUGCUGAAGACCGAGCCGACACGGCCGAGAGCAAUUUGACUCUGAUCCGUGCAAAACACCGCAGUUUCGUCACCACCUCCAGCGUGCCCGGUUCUCAGGUGUACCUCGUCCAGGAGACGAGGUCUGACCUAUAAAAACGCCACCACCAUCGACACUCCACCCUUCGCCACUUCGAACGUCACCUUGUCGUCUUUAGAAACGUGUAACGAGCAAACGACGAAAAAAAGGAAGAGCCUCGAUAUAUCAUCGUGAAUUGAAAAGAUCGAGGAGAGUUUUCAACGGGCUGCAUAGAGGAAAAAAAAAAAAAAAAAAUAACAAAGAAUGAAAAGAAGAACGCUAAAGAUGUAUCAUCUUAAUUUAAUUUUUAACUAUGACAAAACUCAACGACCCGUCGAAAAUUCGAAAUAUUUGGCCAACGAAACGCGGUACCCGUCGCAACGAACCAAACAAAUGCAAAAAGGCAUCAUAAAAAAAAAAGAAUCAUCGCGAAGCACAAGAAUAUCAUCCCUAUUUGAAUAAAUAGAUUUAAAAACUUAACAUGUGGAAAAUUAUAUAUAUAUAUAUAUAUACAUACACAUAUUAUAUAAUAUAUACGAGCAAAAGAGAAAUCGACAACGAUUCGUUAUAUCUUCCUUAUUAUCUGUUAUGUCAGCAUCACGAAGCGUAAGGAGUGGAAAAAUAAAUAAAUAAGGAAAAAUAUAAAAGAAAAUAAAAAAAAGAACGCGAUGUAGAUUCAACUAUUUUUCUGUCUCUCUCUCUUUCUCCUUACGCCUCUUUGAUCGCGCGUGUCGCACUUGUAUUUAAAUGGAUUAACUUUAAUUCUUCUAUUAUUAUAUUAUAGAUAGGUAUUAUUGCCCAUACACACAACUCUCACUGUACGACAUACACGAUAACCUGUGUCAAACAAUAAUUUAAUAAAUAAACUGAAACACGUA
Apis mellifera (honey bee) is the source of this 1566-nucleotide messenger RNA. Its product is annotated as paramyosin, short form-like. Gene Ontology annotation, molecular function: protein serine/threonine kinase activity. Gene Ontology annotation, biological process: actomyosin structure organization; peptidyl-threonine phosphorylation. The record is from RefSeq and is a predicted model, not a curated record. NCBI's taxonomy places the organism in Eukaryota, Metazoa, Arthropoda, Insecta, Hymenoptera, Apidae. Gene Ontology annotation, cellular component: cytoplasm; myosin complex; cytoskeleton.